Messenger RNA from Exophiala aquamarina CBS 119918, 2190 nucleotides. RefSeq lists its product as uncharacterized. Lineage: Eukaryota; Fungi; Ascomycota; Eurotiomycetes; Chaetothyriales; Herpotrichiellaceae. The record is from RefSeq and is a predicted model, not a curated record. Bases 1 to 2190 code for a protein of 729 amino acids. The transcript has a single exon.
AUGGAGUUCCCAUUCAAUCGGAGUUCACAGAGUCGGUCUAUCCCCACGACUUCCAACGGACGAACCCUUUCCUCGUCAUGGCGCUCGAUCUUCCGUCGAAGGAGACCGUCAGCAAGUAGCACUGAAGCAUUUUAUCCAACACGAUACCCAAGGUCAGGUCCACUUGAUCAACAACAUAUGGUGUCAUAUAAACAGAGCUACUUGCCUCAACACCAAGCACUCGGCCGUUCGAGUUCGAUCCUAUCUUGGUCCCCAUUCCGCAAGAAGGACCGGAUCGAGACUGAUUCUCUGAAUCUAACAGCUGGAGACGUUUACCAAAAGCGGAAAGCGGAAAAUUCUACCAUACCACACCUAUAUCCCAGCCGAUCUAAAACCAUUGACACCCGCACGCAAAUAGCUACAAUUACUCCUGUACUGCGUUACCCUACGGAUAAGUGGCCUGACACUCAUCACAAUUUCCAGCAGGUGGACUUUCAGUCGCCAAUAGGCCCUGAAGAAGCAUCGGAGGCUAUAUUUACACUCACCGAGCCACCCAACCCGGAAGCGAGGAUCACGGUUCAAUAUUCGCCUCGGAAAAGUUCAUGGGAUCGCACAGAGCGACGGAUGAGUCUCGAUGCUAGCGUACCUAUUAUUGGGGAUCUUGCUGAACAUGACUCGGACAAGAGAAACGAAGUUUUCGCUCGGGUUGAUGCCGAGGGGUGGAAUCAAAGUAUUCCCAAGCAAUGGGUCGACAAUGGAUUUAGCGAAGAGGGUGCCAAAACAACGGCAAGCCGAAGCCUUUAUUCUGGCGAUGACUCUGGAGAUUCUCAGAAUGGAGGGCAAGUUGAGCAAGCAAUGUCAACGCUGCAAACAAAAGUCGAACCUGAGCGCCGAUCUGAAUCUUCUUCGAAGGCGACCUCGAGGCUUGCGAAAACCUCAAAUCCUCGUUUCGUUUUUGAAGAUUGCGACGAUGAACCAGAGCAACGAAAAACGCAGUGUGGAUCUCACGAGGAUCAAGUCUGGUGGCAAAAUCUUACAAAACCCCUCUGUCUAUGUUCCACUCCAUAUCAUCAGACCCAGGAAUGCCCAGCGAACCGCCUACCGCGUGCCAUAGAAACAGUGUCACAAUUCAAGAGAUCAGGCAAUAACACAGCACCUCAUCUUCGGAGUUUACUUCCCAGUGACUCCAGCCAGAGAAGGGAACUCAUCUUCUUGAGCAAGAGUUAUGAUGCAACAAGGUCUUCUACAAUUCCACCAUGCUUGUUACAAGAAUCUAGGAUGUCACCGCAGAAUAAAGCUCGCAGAGCGGUGGACGAGUUCUUCAACGUCGCGGACACGGAGUCGUUGUGUCCACCUCCACUUAGACCCAGACACGAGGAAUCGAAUUGUGACCAAAGUCGCAAACCCAAUAUUGAAGCCAACCGUCAGACUACGAUCCAUCAGUCAGAUAAAAGGUUGCUGAUGUCACCGGGCAACGUGCGUCUAGUGCCUGUCAUCUCGGAGUUGCAUGUGGAGGGGGAGGUCACUGGGUCGCCUGACACGUCAUGGGAGAGUAUUCAGUGCGCGGGGGAAGAAGAGAUAGGUCGGUACGACAGCAACCCUGAGACUCAAGUUGAACCGUGGACAACCGCCAACAGUGGACCCAAGCAUACCAACGACUCUAUAAGAAAUCCAAUGGGGCCAAACCAACGAUCUGAUUUUGUUGGAAAUGAGCUGGAACAGAAUCCCAACGAUAUUCUGGAUCUAUAUUUCACCGAGGACGAGGCUGAAGGCGAUUCUGGGUACGCCACCAGCCGACAGCUGAGCCUCAAGGACUGGGGUAAAGGAACGAGCCCGGAACCAGAAGACAGCGACCAAGCUCCUACAACGGCUCUGCGAUACCACAAUCGCAACGGAUGUCCCUUUCCGCCUCGUAUCCCACUGGCCCAGGCUUCGAGGGGGAUGCCGGACUGCCGAAGAGAUCAUGGUGGGACGGAGGACAAGCCAUGGCAGCACGAGGAAUCAACAUUGUCGACAAGGACAGUAACAGCAACGCCAGUCACUCAUCUCAGACCCUCGGUCCUGCGACAGCACGCUCUCUUCUCAGGAGAUCACCCACAAAGCCCUGGUAGCCGGAGAUGGAACGGAAGUGUGGGAGAAAGGAGGGAAAUCAACUCCGGUGCAAGGCUGCCAGUCACCCACAUCGAUGAAUUCGGUAAUACCUGGAUUUGA